Messenger RNA from Mercurialis annua (annual mercury), 745 nucleotides. Its product is annotated as 10 kDa chaperonin 1, chloroplastic-like. Lineage: Eukaryota; Viridiplantae; Streptophyta; Magnoliopsida; Malpighiales; Euphorbiaceae. Bases 78 to 485 code for a protein of 135 amino acids. The transcript has 7 exons. Gene Ontology annotation, cellular component: mitochondrial matrix. Gene Ontology annotation, molecular function: protein folding chaperone; ATP binding; metal ion binding. The record is from RefSeq and is a predicted model, not a curated record.
UAUAUAAUUGGGAAGGGUUUAUUGAGUGUCGUGUGUAUUGGUAAGGCGCAGUAAGAGGAAAGUGCAUAAUCUUAUCUAUGGCGUCUGCUUUUGUUACCAUCUCAACACCUUUGUUCCUCAACAAAUCAGCUACCCCUUCACUCUCUCAGCAGAGACUUGCAGGAUUGAAGAGAAAUUCUUUGAAAAUCAAUGCCAUUUCCAAAACAUGGGAGCCCUCCAAGGUUGUUCCUCAAGCGGAUAGAGUCCUCAUCCGUCUUGAAGACCUACCCGAUAAAUCUUCUGGCGGAGUUUUGUUGCCCAAAUCAGCUGUGAAGUUUGAGCGAUAUCUAAUGGGAGAGGUACUAACUGUUGGUUCCGAGGUGGGGGAAGUUGAGGCUGGAAAGAAGGUUCUUUUCUCAGAUGUAAAUGCUUAUGAGGUUGAUUUAGGAACAGAUACCAGGCACGUCUUUUGCAAAGCUGGUGAUUUGCUCGCUGUGGUUGAGUAAAUUUCAGUAUUUUGGCAAGCUUUCCAAAAGCUCAAUUUUCUAUCAGUAGUUGUUUCGGGCACCAUUGAUAUAUAAGGGAUCUUUCCCAUUGGGUAUUUUAUUAUGGAGAGUAAGCUCUAUCAGGAACUAGUUAUAUUGCAUUCCUUGUAUCAUGUAUCUUAAUUUUUAUGUGCUAAAACAAUAAUUUGUAUUAUUAGUUAAUAGUUGUAGCCUUGGAUUUAUGUUUUAUGAGAUAUCUUGAGGAACUUGCACUUUGUUUA